This is a messenger RNA of Trichechus manatus latirostris (Florida manatee), 5702 nucleotides long. It is a transcript of the gene POLR1B, whose product is annotated as RNA polymerase I subunit B. Bases 82 to 3489 code for a protein of 1135 amino acids. NCBI's taxonomy places the organism in Eukaryota, Metazoa, Chordata, Mammalia, Sirenia, Trichechidae. Gene Ontology annotation, biological process: DNA-templated transcription. The record is from RefSeq and is a predicted model, not a curated record. The transcript has 15 exons. Gene Ontology annotation, molecular function: DNA binding; ribonucleoside binding. Gene Ontology annotation, cellular component: nucleus; RNA polymerase I complex.
CCUAGCAGGCCGCGGGCGCCGGCCGCGCUUCCUGACGAACGCAGAGCCGCCCUGGAGCUCAGUGUGCAGGCGGACGGACACAUGGAGCCCGUGGGCCGGUGGCGGAACCUUCCUAGCGGGCCUAGCCUAAAGCACUUGACCGACCCCUCUUACGGGAUCCCGCGGGAACAGCAAAAGCCAGCGUUGCAGGAGCUGACGCGGGCACAUGUUGAGUCUUUCAACUACGCGGUGCGAGAAGGACUCAGCCUCGCAGUGCAGGCUAUACCUCCCUUUGAAUUUGCUUUUAAAGAUGAGCGUAUCUCUCUUACCAUUGUGGAUGCUGUCAUCAGCUCACCCACAGUUCCCAAAGGGAGCAUCUGCAAAGAGCUCAAAGUUUACCCAGCAGAAUGCCGGGGCCGGAAGAGUACUUACCGGGGAAAGCUGACAGCUGAUAUCAGCUGGGCAGUGAAUGGAAUCUCAAAAGGAAUCAUUAAACAGUUUCUUGGCUAUGUUCCUAUCAUGGUGAAGUCCAAGGUUUGCAACUUACACAGCCUUCCUCCCAAAGCCCUCAUUGAGCACCAUGAGGAAGCAGAGGAAAUGGGAGGCUAUUUUAUAAUCAAUGGCAUUGAAAAAGUCAUCCGAAUGUUGAUUAUGCCUCGGAGAAAUUUCCCCAUUGCAAUGAUAAGACCAAAAUGGAAAAGUAGAGGGCCUGGCUAUACUCAGUAUGGAGUUUCAAUGCACUGUGUGAGGGAAGAGCACUCCGCUGUCAAUAUGAACCUUCACUACUUGGAAAAUGGCACAGUUAUGUUGAACUUUAUUUACCGGAAAGAACUGUUUUUCCUUCCUUUGGGAUUUGCACUUAGGGCACUUGUCAGUUUUUCUGAUUAUCAGAUUUUUCAGGAGCUCAUCAGAGGAAAAGAAGAUGACUCUUUCUUUAGGAACUCCGUUUCCCAGAUGUUAAGGAUGGUAACAGAAGAAGGCUGUUCCACACAAAAGCAGGUCCUUAACUAUCUAGGUGAAUGCUUCAGAGUAAAGCUCAGUCUCCCUGAAUGGUGCCCCAGUGAACAAGCGGCAGAGUUUCUAUUUGACCAGUGCAUCUGUAUCCACUUGAAUUCCAACAUUGAAAAGUUUUAUGUGCUUUGUCUCAUGACCCGGAAACUCUUUGCUUUAGCCAAAGGAGAGUGCAUGGAGGAGAAUCCUGAUAGUUUAAUGAAUCAAGAAGUUCUUACACCUGGUCAGCUCUUCCUUAUGUUUCUAAAGGAAAAAAUAGAAGCUUGGUUAGUGUCUAUUAAAAUAGCUAUAGACAAGAAGGCUCAGAAGACUAGUGUAUCCAUAAACACUGAAAAUUUGAUGAAGAUUUUUAAUCUGGGAACAGACCUUACAAGACCAUUCGAAUAUCUUCUUGCUACUGGGAAUCUGCGUUCUAAAACAGGUCUCGGCUUCCUGCAAGAUUCUGGACUGUGUGUUGUGGCUGACAAGCUGAACUUCAUACGCUAUCUUUCCCAUUUCCGCUGUGUGCACAGAGGGGCUGAUUUUGCCAAGAUGAGGACCACCACAGUACGCAGGCUGCUUCCAGAGUCCUGGGGUUUCCUUUGUCCCGUGCACACCCCAGAUGGGGAACCCUGUGGUCUGAUGAACCACUUAACUGCUGUGUGUGAGGUUGUCACACAGUUUGUGUAUACAACAUCUAUUCCGGCUUUGCUCUGCAAUUUGGGGGUCACUCCAGUUGAUGGAGCUCCACAUCGACUGCACAGUGAAUGUUACCCUGUCCUGUUGGAUGGUGUCAUGGUUGGCUGGGUGGAAAAGGAGCUUGCUCCUGGCAUUGCAGAUUCUCUCCGGCAUUUUAAGGUGCUGAGAGAAAAAAGAAUUCCUCCCUGGAUGGAGGUGGUCCUUAUACCCAUGACAGGAAAACCCAGUCUUUACCCAGGACUAUUUCUUUUUACCACUCCUUGUAGACUGGUACGGCCUGUUCAGAACUUGGAAUUAGGCAGAGAAGAACUAAUUGGAACGAUGGAACAGAUAUUCAUGAACAUUGCUAUCUUUGAGGAUGAGGUUUUUGCUGGAGUUACCACACACCAGGAGCUCUUCCCUCACAGCCUGUUGAGUGUGAUCGCCAACUUCAUCCCUUUCUCUGAUCACAACCAGAGUCCCCGGAACAUGUACCAGUGCCAGAUGGGUAAGCAAACUAUGGGCUUUCCGCUUCUUACUUAUCAAGACCGAUCAGAUAAUAAACUGUAUCGUCUUCAGACUCCACAGAGUCCUUUAGUGAGACCGUACAUGUAUGAUUACUAUGACAUGGAUAACUAUCCAGUUGGGACAAAUGCCAUCGUUGCUGUUAUUUCAUACACUGGCUAUGAUAUGGAAGAUGCCAUGAUUGUGAAUAAGGCCUCUUGGGAACGAGGCUUUGCCCAUGGAAGUGUAUACAAGUCUGAGUUCAUAGAUCUUUCUGAAAAAAUUAAACAAGGAGAUGAUAGUCUGGUGUUUGGAGUCAAACCUGGUGAUCCACGAAUUUUGCAGAAAUUAGAUGAUGAUGGAUUGCCAUUUAUUGGAGCACAACUGCAGUAUGGAGACCCGUAUUACAGCUACCUAAACCUCAAUACUGGGGAAAGCUUUCUGGUCUACUAUAGGAGUAAAGAAAAUUGUGUUGUAGAUAACAUCAAAGUAUGUAGUAAUGACACUGGAAGUGGAAAAUUCAAGUGUGUCUGCAUCACCAUGAGAGUCCCUCGAAAUCCAACUAUUGGAGAUAAAUUCGCCAGUCGACAUGGGCAAAAGGGCAUUUUGAGCAGGUUGUGGCCAGUUGAGGACAUGCCUUUUACUGAGAGUGGGAUGGUCCCAGACAUUCUGUUCAAUCCUCAUGGUUUUCCAUCCCGCAUGACCAUUGGCAUGUUAAUUGAGAGUAUGGCAGGGAAGUCUGCAGCUUUGCACGGUCUCUGCCAUGAUGCCACACCCUUCAUCUUUUCAGAGGAGAACUCUGCCUUAGAAUACUUUGGUGAGAUGUUAAAGGCUGCUGGCUACAACUUCUAUGGCACCGAGAGAUUAUAUAGUGGCAUCAGUGGGCUAGAACUGAAAGCAGACAUUUUCAUAGGUGUGGUUUAUUAUCAACGCCUACGCCACAUGGUCUCCGACAAGUUUCAAGUUAGAACCACAGGAGCCAGAGACAAAGUCACUAACCAGCCUAUUGGGGGAAGAAACCUCCAGGGUGGAAUCCGUUUUGGGGAGAUGGAGCGAGAUGCUCUUUUAGCCCACGGUACAUCUUUUCUCCUUCAUGACCGCCUCUUCAACUGCUCUGACCGUUCAGUAGCGCACGUGUGCGUCAAGUGUGGUAGUUUACUCUCGCCACUGCUGGAGAAGCCACCCCCUUCCUGGUCUGCCAUGCGCAACAGAAAGUACAACUGUGUACUUUGUAAUCGCAGUGACACUAUCGACACUGUUUCUGUGCCUUACGUUUUUCGGUAUUUUGUAGCAGAACUGGCAGCAAUGAACAUCAGAGUGAAACUGGAUGUUGUUUAACUUGAUGUUGGCCUUUUGGUUUAGGAGAUGUAUCAGAUUAAAAUAAAAUGUAAGUUUAAUUUUGUGAAGAUACCAGAAUUUAGGUUACUCUUUGAGUUUCUUCAGGGAUGUUAAAACUCUCAAUCAAGACCUGGCAACUGACAGUUCAGCCGACCUGGCAGCUUCUAGUCUCUCUGGUGUAACUACUAAAGCUCGUUUUCAAUAUAUUUGUUCAAAGGAAUUCCUGAGUGGCACAAACAGUUAAACUACUAGCUGAAAGGCUGGCAGUUCAAACCUACACAGAGUCACCUCGGAAGAUAGGCCUGGAGAUCUGCUUCCAAAAGUGCACAACCUUGAAAACCCUAUGGAGCAGUUCUGCUCUGCACAGUGGGUUCGCCAUGAGUUGGAACUGACUCGACGACAACUAACAACAAUGCUGAUGCCUGGGAAUUCAAAAUCAAAUGAAUAAUUGUACAACUCAAAGAAUGUAAUCGAUGUCACUAAACUGUAUGUGGGGGGAGGGGGGAGAAAUGAACCUUUGUUAUUAUUUUUAAAAAAUUAAUGUAUUUGUUUAAAGAACGCCACAAUUAUCUUCUUUUAAAACGAUGUAUUGAUAUAUAGAAGAAUAUACAGGGAAAAGUCUCCUUUCCAACCAGUCCUAUCCUCUGGUUCCCUAGACCCUGCUUCAACAGUUCAUGACUAUCAAAUGUUUAUUUGCCCAUCUAGAGCAGAGUGGUCAAGUAGAAGUAUAAUGCAAGCUAUAUGUGCGAUUUCUUAUUUUCUUGUAGUCACAUUAGAGUAAAAAUGGGAAAAUAAUUUUAAUAUAAUGUCAUUUCAACAUGUAAUGAAUAUUAAAAAUUUAUGAAGAUAUUUUUUCUUUUUUUUCAUAUCCAGGCUAUUUUAUAGUCUGUUCUACACUUGGCUUUUUCCUGCAUAAUUUGUAUUGAGCUGCUUUCAUAUCAGUUUGUAGAGUGCUUCUGUUUAAUUGCUUUUCUAAUAUAUGUGCGUGUACAGUAUUUUAUUGUAUGGAUGUACUGUGAUACAUACGCCAGUACCCUGUUGAUGGAUAUUUGGGUUAUGCCUUUUUAUUAAACUAUUAUAAGCAGUGUUAACACUGUUACGUACACUGUUGUAUAACUUUGUGUACACAUGUACAAGAACAAGAUGGUUUUUGAUGUUAAACAUUUCCCUAAGAUAAUCCUUGAGUCCGGUUUAGGUAAUCUGUCACUGAUUAUAAAAAGCUAGACUGGGAAAUAUCUAUCUAUUCAAGAUAUAUGCUGGCUUUGCUUCAUGAAAUAGGUUGAAAAAAUACUUUUUGAUCUAUUGGAUGAUACUUUCUCCUACCAUCAGUAGAACCCCAACUGUAGACUCUCUCACCCUAUUCUGUUCUCUGUCCACCUCACAGUCCCAUAGCUGAGGUUUAUUGUUAUGUCUCAGCUCCAUUUCUUUUUCAGCAGUGUUAAAAGUGGCUGGUGGUAUAUUGGGUUGUUUUUUUUUUUUUUUUUGCACAUUUUAUUUUGAACUGCAAGUUCAUAGCUAGGAAACUGACAUUGGGACAAUCCACAUAGCUUAUUUUUCAUCAGUUUUACAUACAUGUGUGUACUAUUCGUUUUUAUCACAUACAGAGCAAUGUAACCACCAACAUAAUCAAGGUACAGAACUGUUCCAUCACCACAGGGCUCUGUAGGGCUAUCCCUUUAUAGCCACUGCCACUCCUAUUCCCCGUAUAACCCCUACAAUUUCUAAUUUGUUUACUAUCUCUUAAGUUUGAUAUUUUAAGAAUAUUAUAUAAAUGGAAUCAUAAUAUGGGACCUUUUGAGGUUGGCCUUUUUACCUCAACAUAAUUCUCUUGAGAUCCAUCCAUGUUCUUGUGUGUAUCAAUAGUUUGUUCCUUUUUAUUGCUACAUAGUAUUUCACAGUAUAAACAUAUUACAGUUUAUCUAACCACCCAUUGAAGGACGUUUUGGUGGUUUCCAGUUUGUGGUGGUUCCCAAUAAAGCUGCUAUGAAUACCUGUAUACAGGCCUUUGUGUGAACAUCUAAGUUUUCAUUUCUCUGGGAUAAAUGCCCAUGAGGGCAACUGCUGGGUGAUUGGUAGUUGCGUGUUUCAUUUUACAAGAAACUGCCAAACUAUUGUCUACAGUGGCUGUACAAUUUUACAUUCUCACCAUGGUGUACAGUGAUCCAGUUUCUCCACCACACCCUCACCAGCAUUUGCUAUUGUAUUUUUAUUUU